This is a messenger RNA of Ascochyta rabiei, 1638 nucleotides long. RefSeq lists its product as uncharacterized. The transcript is spliced from 2 exons. The coding region runs from base 1 to 1638 and encodes 545 amino acids. NCBI's taxonomy places the organism in Eukaryota, Fungi, Ascomycota, Dothideomycetes, Pleosporales, Didymellaceae. The record is from RefSeq and is a predicted model, not a curated record.
AUGCACUGGUUGGCAGCAUUAGACAGCGCCGCAGAGCGGUUUGAUGGCGGUCGUCGGAGCUUUCCUCUGGCCAGCGAAGCUGACUUCGUUCGCAACUACGCGUACGAGCCGCCGAAUGAGGACUACGAGAAGCUCUUCUUCUGCCGAGCGACCAUCUCACGCUCGCAGCGUGAUCCAGGUGCUCGUCCGCACAGCGCAGGAUGGCUGAUCCCCACCUGUGACGAUGCCAGCGUCUGCAAGCCCGUCUUUAUUGCCUACUCCGUCUUGUCAGCGAUCUGGCUUCUGCGCGAGACGCUCGCCGACGACGUCCUGCCUGACAAUAUCUGGGAUCGUCUGGUCUGCGCGGCCGAGUCGCUUGCGGAGGACGGGAUGGAAGAGCCGCCGUCUGCGCAGAAGCCCUUUGCUUCCCCUUCACAACAGGCCUCCGCUCCACCCCUCCCUCAGCUGUUACAGCCUAGCGAACCGGAUGAGCAGCUGAAAGACUCCCCUCUGCACAUCACUACUAUCUCCAACAACAACCGCCGUGCGGAGCAAAAACGCAGCAGGACACUCGCCACUUCGCGUGCGAAGAAGCGGCUUGCCCUUGGUCUGGUAGCACCUGGCGACAAGGCUCCUCUUCCAGAGCAGGCUGCCUACACCUCUAUUGUGCAAAAGGACGAGUCUGUCGUCGCCUGGAUCAUCAAGCAGCCGGUCUCUGAUGACACGGACUUCUACAGCUCCACCCAAACUCCCUACCUCACGGCCUGCACCCUUCUAGAGAAAGCGCGCGUGCUUGGAAACCAGUCCUCUCGGUACCACGCUGCCCAGUUCCUGCAGGCUUGGCGAGAACGUGGCUCACCCUUCAGAGGUGGCGGCGAGCUCGCUGGCAGCCAGAGCAGGACCGGUGCGGGAGCUAAGCGCUUGCAGCUGCUGAGUGUGCGCAACAAUGCUGACAGGGAUUUCUGCUUUGCCUGGAACAUGUGCACACGUUACGAAGCAGAGCUAGCAGCUGUCUAUAUCAAGUCUCAAUGGGCGUCAGCUCUCCUAGGUCAAGCAUACUCUAACAAGAUAGCGCAGAUCUGGCAUAACAACUUUGUAUCUAGCAACGACAGGACGCGAAAUCGAUACGGAAAGGGACAGAUCCGCACAGAGGCAGUUGCAGCGCUAGUAGAGUUAGUUAGUCCCAACGCUACUGAGAAGGACAAGCAGGUGUUUAGACGACGGUUAGGCCAAGCCAUGCGCUGGUACUCCAUUAGUCAGGAGCUAGGCUGGGGCAUUCUGACCCUGAUACCACACGACGAGAUUGCGAAUCGCUGGAUAGAACGCACCUUCCGUGUAGGCCAGCUGCAUGUCUGGAUUAAGCUACUUAAGAAGGAGUGUCCAGACAUUUGUGCAGCUAGCAAGGCACUUAAGAACUGGUUAGGGCCAGAGGGAAUUGCUGGCGGGCCCAUCAACGAGAAGAAAACGCUGAGCAUUGAGGCGGAGGCGCCAGCAACCAUCUACGAGGUGGAAGAGAUUCAAGACAGCGAAGACGACGAAACUGACAACAGCGUUGACGACAGCACCAGAGAGCAAAGUCAUGCUUCGCCGAAGAGUCCUACGCCAGCUCCGCGGUUGCGUCAGCUAACUUUGCUUGAAUUGUUCCAUCCUGUAGAGUAG